This is a messenger RNA of Mollisia scopiformis, 693 nucleotides long. RefSeq names its product DUF1264-domain-containing protein. Bases 1 to 693 code for a protein of 230 amino acids. The record is from RefSeq and is a predicted model, not a curated record. The transcript has 3 exons. Lineage: Eukaryota; Fungi; Ascomycota; Leotiomycetes; Helotiales; Mollisiaceae.
AUGCAGAUCACCUUUGCUAGCCUGGUCUCUGUCCUAGGAGUUUUUGCCCCCUUCUCCUUCGCUGCGUUGCCAUUCGGCAACAUAGGCCCAGAAGGCAGUGUCCUCUUCCUGAACGGCUUUCACUUCCUCUCUGGCAAUGCUUCUGCUGAGAUCUCUGCUAAUCAUUACUGCACCAUCCUUUCCGAUGACUUCCUCCAAUGCACAGUCUACACAACUGGCACAACCCCAGAACACCUCGCCGGCAUCGAAUACAUAAUCUCCCCAACCCUCUUCGCAACCCUCUCCUUCGAAGAACGACAGCUCUGGCACUCGCACGCCUACGAAGUGACAUCAGGCUUCCUAAUCGAGCCACACAUGCCCGCCUCGGUUGAUCUCGCCAUCAUGGGCGAUGUCCUCGUUGGUACCUAUGGAAAGACAGCUCACACCUGGCGAUUCGAUGCUGUGAACAAGACUGUCCCGGAAGGAAUUCCCGAGUUGGUCAUGGGGUAUACGCAGGACGGACAGAUCACGCCGGAUUUUGUGACGCAGAGAGACGAGUUAUUUGAGGUUAAUAGUACGGAGAUUAGAGAGCAGAGGGCGAAUAUUACGGCGCCGCCGAUUCUUCCUGGGGCUGAUAGUUGGCAAUUGGGAUUCGUCCUGACGUAUGGGUUGGUCAACACUACUAAUGAUACUGUCUUCCCCAGCUCUGGAUGA